CGGGAGCGAGAACACACACAUCCUCCUCCACAUCCACAACAACAACAACAAAAACAACAACAACAGUCAUGCCGCAGCGAACAGCGCAGGAGUGGAUCCGGACCUCUCUGCGCACUCCGGGCAUCUUCAUCUUCGGCCUGGUCAUGGCUCCCUGCGGCUGGAUCCUGGAUCUCACCGCCACCGUGUCCCCAAACUGGAGGACCCUGAACAACAUCCCCAACAGACCGGCGGACGAGUUCCUGCAGCAGGGCAUCUGGGACAUCUGCAGGGCCACGACCACCACCACCACCCUGGAGUGCAAUCUGCAGGACACCACGUACUUCGGGAACCAGAUCAUCGAGGUGGCCCAGGGCCUGAUGGUGGCCUCCCUCAUCGUGACUCUCAUCGGGCUGGCCGUGGCCAUCCCCGGGAUACGCUGCUGGAGAGACCAGCCUAACUGGGUGGUGGCCGGCCUGGGCGGGCUGCUCAUCUUCCUCUCGGGCGUCAUGACCAUCAUCCCCAUCGCCUGGUACACCCACAUCCUCACCGAGAUCACGUCCGCGUCCCCGCUCAACGACGUGCGCGUGGGCUACUGCAUCAUCCUGGGCUACAUCGGCGGGAUAUUCGAGGUGCUGGGCGGCUUCGUCAUGUUCAUCGGGAUCUGCCGCUGCUGCGGAGGGAAGAACCGGGGCGAGAGACCCGUGGAGGAGGUCACCGGCCGGUACCGGCAGAGGAAGACGGAGCUGCCGAGACGCGUGGAGGUGCCGAGCCUGAACCGGGCCAGGAGCACCGCCAGCAGCGUGCCGUACUCCAAGGACUCCCUGGACGAUGAUGUGUCGUUCCCCCGAGCCAAGAGCCCCGCGGCCCGCUCAGCCAACACCUCCAUGAACGGCAGGCCCUACGACGCAGACCUAUGAGGAGCUGGAGAGGAGAGGACAGUUUACAAAAGAGACUGUGAGUGGAAAACAUCCGAGGAAGAGUAUUGUAGUGAUGUAGGAGACACAAAUACAACAAAAAAGUACUUUAAAGUCAGCAUUCAGUCUUCUGCUGAAGAUCAAAAACCUUAAAUAUGAAACUGAAGUGAAGCAGAAUCUCUCCAUCAUUAACAUCUGAAGGCAUGUGUGUGUGAUAGAAGAAGGAGUUUAAUGGUGUGACAGGUCCGUGGCUGCAGGUUAAUGUGGCUCAUUAAGGGCUCAGCUUGAUUAUGAUUAAUUAUAACAUGAGUGUAACAGAUUACAGGCCAGUUGGAGGCCCCUAACGGAGCCAUGAACACCAUAAAGGUAGUGAUAAUGACAGUGUGAGGAUAUAGAAGGAGUGGGCCAUGAAGGACUUUGGAGAAUGAAGAAUUGUGUCUGGAGGAAACAGUCAUGAAGCUCAACUCAACUUGUCAAAUAUUCCUCAUGUUUAAGGAAGCUUUUAUUUUUCUCGUGUACAUUGAUUAAUGCACCGUCCUGUUGUUUUUCUGUAAAUACUGUCUUGUGAUGCACUUUACGAUUAAGGCCAAACCUUCCAGGUUGAACGAAGCAUCCUGAAGUGAUCAAUGUUGUUCUCGUCGCUCUGCAGUACACGUGAUUAAAUGUGUUUCCUAAUAACAUA
Molecule: messenger RNA, 1575 nt
Organism: Stegastes partitus (bicolor damselfish)
Lineage: Eukaryota; Metazoa; Chordata; Actinopteri; Pomacentridae
Product: claudin-23-like
Exons: 1
Coding region: 69-896 (275 amino acids)
Cellular component (GO): membrane; bicellular tight junction
Molecular function (GO): structural molecule activity
Source: RefSeq, a predicted model, not a curated record